AUGAACGUCGAGGACGUCAAGAACGAGGUUCUCAAGGAAGAAGACAUGGUCAAAAGCGAGGAAGGUAGUCAGGAAGACUUGGGAUUGAAAACGGUCCAGCCGGGCCCACGCACAGCUGGCAUCACGGACCGAAACUUGCUGAAGCAGACGUUGCUCGAGAUCUUUGCCUCGAACUGUGAGAAGGCCGGUGGCCCUGUCCAGUUUUUGGAGCAGAGCCUGAAUAGGGAGAGAUUAGAUGAGGUGCUUCUCAAGAUGUGUCCCUGGAUGGAUUCCAUCGACUACGUGCAGCCGUCCUUGCUUGGCAAGCGCGAGAAAGCCUUGGUCCACAUUACCAUGUUGUCGCAUGAGGUUGCUGCAAGCACUAAGGGAUAUCCUUUUGGAUCUGUGUGUUGCGAGCUGGCAGAAGAGUUUUUGGUCCAUGGAUUCUUGACCGAAGCGCAGCCAUUGUUGCUGUGGACCACGCCCGCAGAUCGCGAAGCAAGCCAGCAGAGCUUCAAGGUCCGCUAUGUGAAGGGCAUGGCACGAUGUUCCACUUUGUUGCUGCUUUUGGCGAUCAUCGUGGAGGAGGAUGUGGAUUUGGCGGAAAUGUUCCCUGAUCUGUUCCACUCGAUCCAAAUGAUUCAUGUGCUUUUUGAAUCUCAUGCCGAUUUGGCCUCAGUGGCGAUUGCCAACGCACAUGCUUCGAAUCGAGGACGAAUCCGGGCCCCCCAUGACAUCAUGACUUGGGUGUGCAAGCUCAAGAAAUUGGAGGCCGGUGGCAGCUACCAACCGUCAGAAGUGUUGGAGCGUUUCAACGCCAAGGCUACUGGGAAAGCUUCGGUGACUGGCAACAAGCGCAUGGCGGCCCUGAACUUGCUCCAAGCCCCGUGUAAGACUGGCGUCACCAAUAUGUUGGAUUUGCUGUCCAAAGUGGGAUCCAAGCGGGUUUGGUGGAAUGAGGAUAGCUUUUGCAACAAGAAGCUCAUGCCUGGUUUCGCCCCGCGAACUACGAAGCCUGAUUGGCAAAAUGUGCUCAAUGUGACUGAGACAUCCUUCAACGCCUGGGUAGAUAGCCUGAACCAGCAGCAGCUGAACAAGAGUCCGGCGGCCAGAAGGCCACUUGACAAGAGCAGGCUGGAAGAGCACAGCGCACUGUCCGCAUUUUGGUGCUGGGCAAAGGAGCAGGCUUUGGGUCACGCUCUGUCCAAGGAAGAUUUGCAGCCGGUGCAUACCAAGUUCCUGAAUGGCGACAUUGCCCUGCAGUUGGACCUUCAGAGCUUGCUUCAUGAGCGCAAGAAGGCGAUCUCUUUCUUGGAUGUGAAAUGUCUUCGUGAGCUCAACCAAAAAAAGGUCACCUGCACGGACCUUGCACUGGUCGGGCAAGCAAAGACGGAAAUUGAAGCCGGAAAGUUCGAAGCAAUGGAAUUUCAGCUGCUGAGGGAGAAAUUGAAGAAUGACAUUGCCGCCACGCAGAUGUACAGAAGCAAGUUGGAAUGUCAUGAAACGUUGCUGUACCAUGCGAAGGUGGAACACACCCGCAAAAGGAGGCUGCAAGCCUUGGAUGCUGUGGAAGAACUGUUCAAAGGUGCUGUGGCCAAGUUUUCCUUCACUUCCACAGUGGAGCAUGCUUUGAAUGGUCUUCUCCAGCUGAAGAAGGAGUACAGGGUGGAUCGCCUGCCGAUCCUUUUGAUGGUGAACUGGGCCAGCCCGUCCACAAUCAGGGAUGAGCAGAUGAUGCAACUUCAGGUGCAAGUCUUGCAGCAGAUCCUGGGUCAAGAGGAUUUCGAACCAAUGGGCCUGGUUGUCAUGCCGGUAUGGGAAAGAGCCAAGGGAUCUUUGUACAAGAGUGAAACUUUGCUCCUGAAGUCCUUGUCUGAGAAAGAAAUCAACAUGGAUGAGAAAGCCAGCCUGUCCUUUGAGGAGCGCGCAGAUCCACGAGACCGCCGGCCCUUGGAAUAUCCUUUGCGGCUGGCAUUCCCUAUGAGAACUUCCUCAGCCCAGCAGGCCUCCCCUUGGCAACGCUGCAGCCUAUUUCAAAACAAUCGUACCAGCAGCAGGGCCAAAAUGAUGUUGACCAAAGACAUGCGCCUUCCUGAGUCUGAGGAGGACCUUCCCAGUACUGAUUUGGAGCAGCGAGUGAGCAUGGCGGAAAGAUAUUCCCAAUUGGGAGAGUCGGCUGCUGGAGCCCUCUUGGCUUCCACUCUUGGAAGCUUACCUGCAGGCCAUCCUUGCUGUGUUCUUUUGGAUGCCAGCCCAAAGUCUGGCGAAUUUGCCAGAACAGUGCUGAAAUCCCCGGAGUCUUCGACUGCCUGGCAUUAUGUGGCGUUGGCUCCAGAGAAUCAGCUUGAUUGGGCGCAGCAGGACCUCAAAGAUUUUGCCAUGGAACUCUACCUCAUGCGCAGCUUGAAAAUCAAGGCCAUGGAGCCUCUGCCUGAAACAUUGGCGGCUGAUGAGACUCCCCAGGUCUUGGUGCCAAAGCUUGCCAUUGGCAUCGUCGAUGGCGUCAACCUGGUUUUGCCACCAGACCUUGUUGGCAAAUGGGCUGCCAGCAGCUUCAAGGAUGAAUGGGCCCAAAUGCAGGAAGACAUGGAGAGUCAGCUUCCACCAAGACAUGAUCUCUCAAGCAUGCCCAAAGCCAAACGUCAACGAGUGGAUUCCGCGCCGCAGGCAGAAGGGCAGCCUGUGACAGUCAAAGCUAUCAGUGGCCUGGACGCUACAAAGAUGAUGGUGCAGGCCAGUGGGGUUGGAAAGUUGAAGGGAUUGACUUUCCAGCUCUACCCCAGCAAUGUCCUGGUCCUGCUGAACCCGACAGCCAGUGAUGUGGCCGUUACCGGUCACCUCACCAGCUGGCACAAGGGGCGCUGGUGGACCCCGAAAGAAGCAGGAGAAGGUUUUGAUCCUGCCCUUGACCUUGUUUGGAAAUUCACUUCCAGCAGUGACAUUCUGAUCCUGGAUGGAAUGAGCUUGACCCUGCACCAGGCACUGGAAGACAUGAAGAAGACCAAGCCAGAAAAGGUUUUGCUCCGCUACCACAUCCUGAAGGACAAUCCGCAAGGCUGCCAUGGACCUGGAGAUUUUGACAUCGAACUCAAGCACGAAGUUGGCUGGAGAGCUGAGAGAGCAACGGUGGAAGGCGAUGCCAAAAAGCAAAACCCUGCCACUUUGGCAGCGCUCGUCCCUGCAGAUGCCUGGGACCUCAAUGCGGUUCAGAUCCUGUGGACUUCAAGGUGGGCCAAGCAAGGCUUGACCGGUAUCAAGCCAAUGGUGUGGUUGAAGGGCAGCGUAGUGAUUCCCCCGGAGCACUAUGUCCAGCUGACCGUGUCCACUGAGUGA
Messenger RNA from Cladocopium goreaui, 3312 nucleotides. The record is from the annotation of a GenBank genome assembly. NCBI's taxonomy places the organism in Eukaryota, Dinophyceae, Suessiales, Symbiodiniaceae.